Vicia villosa (hairy vetch) is the source of this 1002-nucleotide messenger RNA. RefSeq lists its product as uncharacterized. NCBI's taxonomy places the organism in Eukaryota, Viridiplantae, Streptophyta, Magnoliopsida, Fabales, Fabaceae. The record is from RefSeq and is a predicted model, not a curated record. Bases 1 to 1002 code for a protein of 333 amino acids. Gene Ontology annotation, molecular function: zinc ion binding. The transcript is spliced from 2 exons.
AUGUGUGUCAAACACCUUUAUGGUAAUUGGAAGAAGAAACAUUCUGGUUUGGUGCUUAAACAGGCCAUGUGGGCAGCAGCUAGAGCUACUUGUGUUCCUAUGUUUCAUAGAGCAAUGGAGAAGUUGAAGCUUCUAAAGCCAGAUGCAUGGAAGGACAUGGCUGACAUUCCUGCUAAAUAUUGGUCAAGAUCUCAUUUCAAGACAUUUUCAAAGUGUGAUAUUCAGGUUAAUAACAUGUGUGAGGCAUUUAACAGGGCAAUUUUAGAGCAUCGAGACAAGCCAAUCAUAACACUUUUGGAAGGAAUCAAGCAUUAUAUCACAAAGAGGAUAACUAAACAGAAGACACUAUUACAGGACUAUGAGGGUGUUAUAUGUCCUAGAAUCCAAUUGCUCAUAGAGAAGAACAAACAGGAGGCACAAAACUGGACCCCUUCUUGGCAUGGUGAUGAUGACUUAUCCAUCUUUGGAGUUACCAAUGGAGUUGAGACUUACUAUGUCAAUCUGAAAAAUGAAUCAUGUAGCUGCAGAAAAUGGGAGUUGUAUGGAAUCCCAUGCAGUCAUGUUAUCUCUUGCAUUUGGAGCAUUAGGAAAAAACCUGAAGGAUAUGUGUCUCCAUAUUAUAGCAAGCUUACAUUUGGAAAGUGCUAUGCUAACAUUGUGUUUCCAAAUAAUGGACCACAACUUUGGAACAAUGUUGACCAUGUGCCAAUGUCUCCUCCUGUCAUGAGAAGGGCAAUUGGCCGCCCUAAAAAGAUGAGGAACAAAACAUAUGAUGAGCCAAAGAAUCCCUUUGUUCUUCCUAAGAAGUUUGGAACUGUCACUUGCAACAAAUGUGGACAAGAUGAACACAAAAAGAGGAGCUGUAAGGGAAAGAGGGCAGCUGAUAGGCAGAUACCUAAAGGGGGCAACAAGGCAAAGAAAGCUAAGACAACCAAUAAGGCAAAGAAGAGUAAGGGAAAAGAAAAACCAGUUGAGAUUGGUCAAGGAUCUCAGGCACUUUAA